Messenger RNA from Betta splendens (Siamese fighting fish), 2546 nucleotides. Its product is annotated as brain-specific angiogenesis inhibitor 1-associated protein 2-like protein 1. The transcript has 14 exons. Gene Ontology annotation, biological process: actin crosslink formation; actin filament bundle assembly; plasma membrane organization. The record is from RefSeq and is a predicted model, not a curated record. Gene Ontology annotation, molecular function: protein binding. Gene Ontology annotation, cellular component: cytosol; nucleoplasm. The coding region runs from base 289 to 1830 and encodes 513 amino acids. NCBI's taxonomy places the organism in Eukaryota, Metazoa, Chordata, Actinopteri, Anabantiformes, Osphronemidae.
GCUCAGCUUUUUGUGCGCACACACGCAGACCUGCGGCGGCGGCGGCGGCGGCGGCGCACAGCUGGACUCUCGCGCGCUCACUUUUUUUUAUUCUCGCUUUUAGUCAUUUUUUUCCUGACAUAUGCGCGUCUCGCGUCUCCUGCUGGCUAUGAUGAAUUCACUGUAGGCUCUGGACACCGCGGCCGUCUUGGACCUGUAUUCUUGACGUCGUAGUUUGUGCGUGUAUUUAUAUGUAGACAGAUAGAUAUUUUUUUCAGUGUCGCCCGUCGCAAAGGAUUUAAGUUGAACAUGUCGCGGACCAUGGAGGAGGUGAACAAGCUCACUGAAAGUACAUACAAGAAUGUGAUGGACCAGUUCAACCCAGGACUGAGGAACCUGAUCAACUUGGGCAAGAACUAUGAGAAAUCAGUGGCCGCAACGACCCAGGCGGGAAAGCUGUAUUUUGACGCGCUGGCGAGGAUCGGGGAGAACGCCGCGGCGUCGCCUGUCUCCAGGGAACUGGGUAUCGUGCUGAUGGACAUCUCCGACGUGCACAGGAAGGUUCAGCUGGAGACGGAGGAAAACUUCAAGAAGUUCCACAGGGAGAUAAUAACUGAGCUGGAGAGGAAGACCGACAUGGACGUCAAAUACAUGACCGCCACGUUCAAGAAGUACCAGAUGGAGCACAAGAUCAAGCAGGACUCCCUGGAGAGGUGCCAGUCGGACCUGAAGAAGCUGAGGAGGAAGAGCCAAGGCAAGAACGCCAUCAAGUACGAGAGCAAGGAGAGCGAGUGCCUGGAGACGCUGACGGGCCGACAGAUGGACAUGCAGCACUUCAUCGCCGACGGCUACAAGGAGGCUCUGCUAGAGGAGAAGAGGCGCUUCUGCUUCCUGGUGGACAAGCACUGCAUGCUCUCCUACCAGGUCGCCUCCUUCCACGACAAGGCCAGAGACAUCCUGACGACGAAGCUGGGCAGCUGGCAGGACCAGUGCAACGACGCCACCACGCUGCCCGACAGCAUCCUGACGAUGGUGGAGGGGCUGCGCACGCGGGUCUCCCUCACGCCGAUGCCGUCGCCGUCGCCGUCGCACCGCAGCCUGAACAUGGGUCCUCCGCCGGCUCCGGCUCAGAAGGCUCAGACCAGCCCUCUGGCCAACAUGUUCAGCCCGGUGAACAACACGAGCAGCCCCGGUCCCACCGGCACCACCGGCACCACCGGCACCACCGGCACCACCGGCGGCACCACCUCCAACCACCACACAGAGCCCGAGGAGAGCAACCUGGGCAGGUCCGUUUCCGUGGCGACGGGUCUCAAUAACAUCGUGAAGAGGCCGCGCGUGCGCACCAUCUUCCCCCACUCGGCCGGCAACAACAGCACGCUGCUCAGCUUCGACGAGGGCGACGUCAUCAGCCUGCUCAUCCCCGACGAGAGGGACGGAUGGAUGUACGGCGAGCUGGAGAAGACCGGCAGGAGGGGCUGGUUCCCUUCAUCGUACUGCUGUGCGCUGUCGGAGUCGCUCGUGAAUAACAACAGUGUGUCGUCGGCGCCGUACCGCAGCCGGAGCGUGGUCGACCUGCACCACCAGGACACGGAGACGGACGAGGCCACCAUGGUGCUGCCGCCGGCGGACUACUGCGACAGCCCCGGCCGUGGCCCCGUCGCCGCGGGCAACGCUGUGGCCGUGAACCACGCCCACCACUCGCCCACUCCCUCGUCGGGCUCGUCCGACCACAACGCGGCCAACGGCAUUGGAAGGCCUCCACCCGCGUUCCUCGCGGGAGGGAACCCGUUCGCCACGGUGAGACUACGUCCGACCGUCACCAACGACCGCUCGGCACCGGUCAUCUGACGUCUCCGCGUUGCCGGCUCUUGUUCAUCGUCCGCCCAGGACGUGCGGAGGGACGUGGAGGGAAAAAUGCCACUUGAAUCUCCUCAAUGCUGCUCAUAUGGAAGUAUUCUGGGACCUUUUUAAUUACAGAGCAGAUGUUCCCAUAUUUAACAUAUAGAUUUUCUAUGCCUAUUUCUAUUUCUUCUGUUUGUGGUGGUGUUAUGACCACCUACCUGCAUUCAGAAAGAGACAAAUAAAAAUGGUCAAAGAGAAUGUUGCAAUGCAUUAAUGCUGUUUGCUAUUUGCUCACGGUCAGAAUGACUGUUAGUUCUCCUCCCUGUUGCCAUAGGACAGUAGAAGAAUGGACGUCUGCAUGACUCCUGCAGGUCCUUUCCAUUACAUUUGCAACUAGUGUCAAAACUAACAUGACUUUGACUGUUGCUGCAAGAAAAAGCUGCAGUGAUUUAGAAAGAUGCAUUUAAAAAAGACAAGAGAGUGAGCAUGGAGCCCCCGUAUAUUGUAAAUAUAUAUAUUUGCACAACUGAUGCUAGAUGAAUAUUCAAUUCUCAAGAGCUAGACGAUUCUGGAGACCAAACUUUUGCCUUAACGACACAACAAUUAGUGUUAAAUGUAAUUUACCUGUUGCAUUGACUUUCAUUUCGUGUGUGUGUGUGUGUGGCCACAUUCCACUCAUAACAGAAAUUGUCAUAUGGAAAAAUAAAGAUUUAUUUCUUCAA